Messenger RNA from Neoarius graeffei (lesser salmon catfish), 3001 nucleotides. It is a transcript of the gene sufu, whose product is annotated as suppressor of fused homolog (Drosophila). Gene Ontology annotation, cellular component: nucleus; cytoplasm. NCBI's taxonomy places the organism in Eukaryota, Metazoa, Chordata, Actinopteri, Siluriformes, Ariidae. Bases 204 to 1622 code for a protein of 472 amino acids. Gene Ontology annotation, molecular function: transcription factor binding. The record is from RefSeq and is a predicted model, not a curated record. The transcript has 12 exons.
GCCCAAGCCUCCUGCUGACCCCGCAAACCCUGGGGGAGCCGAGUGUUUAGGGGGUUUAAAAGAAAUAUACGCCGGAGUAAAGCUAACUUUUGUGUGUGUGAGGAUAACUGAUUUAGAGAGUUUUUAUUACUUUGGGAAAGGAGCGUUAGGAUUUUUGUAUUUUCGGAGGAGUUUUCUGUUCUUUUUGGGUGUCGUGGUGAAGGAUGGAUGAAAUGCGGCCUAGCGGCGGAGCGGCUGGUCACCUCGGGCUCGCCUCGCUCUUUCCGCCGGGGCUGCAGGCCAUAUACACGGAGUGUCGGCGCCUGUAUCCCGAUCAGCCAAACCCACUACAAGUCACUGCCAUUGUUAAGUACUGGUUAGGCGGGCCAGAUCCACUGGACUACAUUAGCAUGUACAGGAACGUGGGAUGUCCUGCUCUGGAUGUACAAGAACACUGGCACUAUGUGAGUCUUGGACUGAGUGAUCUGUACGGAGACAACAGAGUUCAUGAAUUCACUGGCCAAGAAGGUCCAAGUGGAUUUGGCUUCGAGCUUACGUUUCGGCUGAAGAGGGAGCCUGGGGAGACAGCCCCCCCGACCUGGCCAGCUGAGCUUAUGCAAGGUUUGGCUCGGUACGUCUUUCAAUCAGAAAACACAUUCUGCAGCGGUGACCACAUUUCAUGGCACAGUCCGCUAGACAACAGCGAAUCCCGAAUCCAGCACAUGCUGCUCACAGAGGACCCGCAGAUGCAACCUGUACAAACCCCCUUUGGGCUGGUCAGCUUCCUUCAAAUCGUGGGGGUGUGCACAGAAGAGCUGCAGGCAGCACAGCAGUGGAACGGUCAGGGGAUUUUGGACCUGCUGCGUGGCGUGCGUGUUGCUGGAGGUCCGUGGUUAAUCACUGACAUGAGGAGAGGGGAGACUAUAUUUGACAUUGAUCCUCACUUACAACAGGAGAGGGUGGAUAAAGGCAUUGAAACAGACGGCUCUAACCUGAGUGGUGUCAGUGCCAAGUGUGCAUGGGAUGACCUGAGCCGACCUCCCGAGGAUGAGGAUGAUAGCCGCAGCAUCUGCAUUGGAUCACAGCCACGCAGGCUGUCUGAGAAAGACACCGAACAGAUCAGGGAAGCCCUGAGGAAAGGACUGGAGAUAAACAGCAAGUCAGUCUUACCCCCCAUUAACAGUCAGAGACACCAUCAAGACCGGCCACUAAGCCGUAAGGACAGCCUGGAAAGUGAGGGCUCCUCUGCUAUUGUUCCUCAUGAACUGGUGAGGACACGACAGCUGGAAAGUGUGCACCUCAAGUUCAAUCAGGAGUCUGGAACUCUGCUCCCACUGUGCCUUAGAGGUCGCCUCCUUCAUGGGAGGCACUUCACAUAUAAAAGUAUCAAUGGUGACACGGCAAUCACAUUUGUAUCCACUGGAGUGGAGGGUGCCUUUGCAACAGAAGAGCAUCCCUAUGCUGCUCAUGGGCCAUGGCUACAGAUCCUUCUCACUGAAGAGUUUGUGGAGCACAUGCUAGGUGACCUUCAGAAUCUGAGUAUUCGUGACGAGUCCAAGCUACCAAAGGAAUACAGCUGGCCUGAUAAGAAGCUGAAGAUUUCUAUUCUGCCAGAUACAGUGUUUGACAGCCCGCUGCAAUAAGACUGACAAGCUGCGUCUCCCCCACGUCUCUAGAGAAAUGCUGAGCUGCAGGGGCUCUAUAGAGACUCGUGCUUAUACGCAGUUGGAGGAAAUGGACACGUAGACACUUGACUCCUUCUCCGAGAGCUGUUGGCACAAGACACCGACUAUGCCUUUUUUUUUUUUUCACCAAGUAUUAACUCCAUCAUAGCAUUUACCCUUCAAAUGUUUCUGCUGAAUGCAUUUUGUCCCGAUACCUUCAUUUCAUUUUCAAAAGUCUACCUGUGUGCCUGUAUCCUGUGUGUAAUAUAGAAGGUUUUUGAAUACUUUUUUUGAAUAUUCAAGAUGGUUGUACUGUAAAAGGGCUGUCUGUGGUGUGCAUUAACCCAGACUGAUAUUUGCAUCAGGUUGAAGGAUGACUUGUUUAAAUGUAAACAGUAAUACUUAUUGAUUUUAUGGGAGAACAAACGGGGAGGCGCUAAUACUUUAAAAUAGCGUUAGAAAAUGAUUGUGCAUAAGAGGUUGGAUGAAACCAUGUUUACAUGUUUUAAGGGUUGGGCAUAGCAAAUUCAUAGCCCUGCCAAAUAUUCCCAAACUUUUUUUUUUUCUUUGCCACAAGGAAGUACUGACGUAAAUCUGCUUGAUUUUAAUGCUUUCUUUUUCAAAGCAUUAUCUUAAAAUGUUCAUGGUGUGUGAACAAUAUGGAUUAUGCCAAAAGUGUACUUCCUCAAAGUCAAAUUAGUUCUACUGCUCGAACGAUAUACUGCUAAUCUAAACAUGAAUGUUUUGUAAAUUAUUAGUACGUUACUGCAUUAUUCAAAAAAACGUGCACCUUCAUCACGAAGCCUCGCUAAGAAAUGUUUACUGGCUGAAGUAAACUUUUUACCAGUGACACUAUAACAAACUGCUUUUCAUGAGGUCAAGCUGUAAUUACUUUACUGAUUUAUACCGUAAGUUAUUAGUGUUUCACUUGCUGUCAAAUUAAAUACACUAGUGCCAACACUAUCUUGAUGCAAGUUGCUAAUCUAUACCAAAGCCAGUAUUUAAUUUCCAUUCUCAUGUAUUGGAUGUAGAUCAAAAGCCCAUUUUGUUAUGAUGGUUGUCCCCUUGAUUUCUUUAACCAUUUAAAAUGCAACGGUUAACAUUUCCACCCAUCAUUCCUGUUACAUUGUUAUUUUAUGGAUGUAAGCUAAAAGGUGUUUGUGGGUACAGGAGUGUGUUCAUUAACUGCAUUAGUUCCUUUUUUUUUAAACCGAAAUUCAAACUUAAACCACAAGGUUUUUUUUUUCUUUUCUUUUUUUAAGAGAUGUUUUAUGUAGGUUUUUUUCUUUUUUUAUAUAUAUAUACUUUCAAAUCACUAAACUGCCUGUUUUCUUACCAUUAAAGUUUAUUUCCAUAAA